CAUCUAUGCGCAUGGCAACGCACACGCACACAAAAAAAACUAGCUAGCCAGCCGCCUCUCUCUACAGUCGCCACCGCGUCGCCAGCUAAUUGCUGAAGAUGGCGGCUUGUAGACGUGUUCACUCUCUCCUGCUUUUGUUAUCCAUGUGUAUAUAUGUGUACUUCGUUAACGCAGGGAAAACACAGGCUGCUGCCAAUGGAAAUGUCGAGAAUAUUGGAAGCCCCCGAAAUCAAGGAGUUUUACCCGUCGCUGCGAAUGCAGCUCCCGGGGCUGUGGCAGCGCAGCCCCGUCGUUCUACCGGCUGGAAGCUGGCUGAAGAGGAGGCCUGUCGGGAAGAUCUGUUGAGGCUUUGUCCAAAUAAGCAUUCUUGGUCAAACAACUUAGCCGUGCUGGAAUGUCUGCAGGAUCAUAAGGAGGAUACAGAGCUGGCUCCUGACUGCAAUCAUCUACUAUGGAACUACAAGCUGAAUUUGACGACUGACCCCAAGUUCGAGUCCGUGGCCAUGGAGGUGUGCAAGAGCACCAUCAGCGAAUUAAAGGAGUGUGCCCAAGAGGAGAAGGGGAAGGGCUACCUGGUGUCCUGUCUGGUAGAUCACCGUGGCAACAUCAGUGAACACCACUGCAAUCAGUACAUCACCAAGAUGACCACCAUCAUCUUCAGCGACUACCGGCUCAUCUGCGGAUUUAUGGACAAAUGUCGUGAAGACAUCAACACGCUACAUUGUGGGAGUAUCAACACAGGAGAGAAGGAUGUGCAUUCUCAGGGCGAGGUGAUUGCCUGUCUGGAGAAGGGGCUGGUGACGGAGGCAGAGCAGCAGGCUGGUCACACUGGUAUCAAGGAGGACUGCAAGAAGGCCAUCAUGCGAGUGGCCGAACUCUCGUCCGAUGACUUCCACCUCGAUCGCCACCUGUACUUCGCCUGCCGUGAUGAUCGUGAACGCUUCUGUGAAAAUACUGCGGCAGGAGAGGGGCGGGUCUACAAGUGUCUCUUCAACCACAAGUUUGAGGAUGGCAUGUCAGAAAAGUGCAGGGACUCCCUGUCCACACGUCAGAAGCUGAUCGCUCAGGACUACAAGGUGAGCUACUCGCUGGCCAAGGCCUGCCGCGCGGACCUGCGCAAGAACCGCUGCAACCAGGACACCAACAUGCCCCGCGCCCGCGAAGCCAAGCUCUCCUACCUGCUCCUCUGCCUCGAGUCGGUUCUGCACAGAGGUCGGCCGGUCAGUGGGGACUGUCAGGGCGAGAUGCUGGACUACAGGCGGAUGCUGAUGGAGGAUUACUCACUGAGCCCGGAGAUCGUGCUCCACUGCCGGGGCGAGAUCGACGCGCACUGCGGCCUGCACCACAAGGGACGCACGCUGCAUUGCCUCAUGAGGGUGGUCCGUGGGGACAAGGGUCCGGUGGACAGCCUCUGCCAGAAGGCUCUCCAGAGUCUGGUGCAGGAGGCAGACCCAGGGGCAGACUACCGCAUCGACCGGGCCCUCAACGAGGCCUGUGAGUCGGUCAUCCAGACCGCCUGCAAACACAUCCGCAACGGAGACCCCAUGGUGCUGUCGUGUCUGAUGGAGCACUUGUACACUGAGAAGAUGGUGGAAGACUGUGAGCUGCGCCUGCUGGAGCUGCAGUACUUCAUCUCCAGAGACUGGAAACUGGACCCACUUCUGUACAAGAAGUGCCAGAACGAUGCGGCGAGGAUCUGCCACACUCACGGCUGGAACGAGACGAGCGAGUCGAUGCCCCCUGGCGCCGUCUUCUCCUGCCUGUACCGCCACGCCUACCGCACCGAGGAGCAGGGCCGCCGGCUCUCGCGGGAUUGUCGUACAGAGGUGCAGAGGAUCCUGCACCAGAGGGCUAUGGACGUGAAGCUGGACCCUGACCUGCAGAGACGCUGCUUGACCGACCUGGGCAAAUGGUGCAGCGAGAGGACAGAGGCUGGACAGGAGCUGGUGUGUCUGCAGGAUCAUCUGGAUGACUUGGGCCCGGACUGUAAGGAUGUGGUGGGAAACCUGACAGAACUGGAGUCAGAGGACAUUCAGAUUGAUGCCCUGCUGAUCCGUGCUUGUGAACCUGUGAUCCAGACCCAUUGCCAUGAUGUGGCGGAUAACCAGAUUGAGACGGGGGACCUGAUGGAGUGCCUGGUGCUCAAUAAGCACCAGAAGGAGAUGAAUGAGAAGUGCACCGUGGGGGUCACUCACUUCCAGCUGAUCCAGAUGAAGGACUUCCGCUUUUCCUACAAGUUCAAGAUGGCCUGCAAGGAGGACGUACUCAAACUCUGCCCCAACAUCAAGAAGAAGGUGGAUGUGGUGAUCUGCCUGAGUACCACAGUGAGGAACGACACGCUGCAGGAUGUGAAAGACCAGCGUGUGUCUGUGAAGUGCCGCAGACAGCUCAAAGUGGAGGAGCUGGAGAUGUCCGAAGAUAUUCGUCUGGAGCCGGACCUGUUUGACAACUGCAAGAACGACAUCAGGAAGAUGUGUCAGAACGUGCCGUACGGAAACGCUCAGGUGAUUGAGUGUCUGAAGGAGAAUAAGAAACAGCUGUCCCAGCGGUGCCAUCAGAAGGUGUUCAAGCUGCAGGAGACUGAGAUGAUGGACCCUGAACUGGACUUUCAGCUCAUGAGGGUCUGCAAGCAGAUGAUCCGGAGGUUCUGUGCUGAGGCGGACGCUAAGAACAUGCUGCAGUGCCUGAUUCAGAACAAGAACGGCGAGAUGAUGGAUCCCAAGUGCAAACAGAUGAUCACCAAGCGCCAAAUCACCCAGAACACAGAUUACCGGCUGAAUCCAGUGUUGAGGAAGGCCUGUAAAGCGGACAUUCCCAAGUUCUGCCAGAACAUCCUGACCAAAGCCAAAGACGACAAUGAGCUGGAGGGACAGGUCAUCUCCUGCCUCAAACUCAAAUAUGCAGAUCAGCGUCUCUCGCCUGACUGUGAGGACCAGAUCAGGGUGAUCCUGCAGGAGUCUGCUCUGGACUUCAGACUGGACCCUCAGCUUCAGCUCCAGUGCACUGAGGAGAUCUCGCGGCUGUGUGCGGAGGAGGUGGCGGCGCAGGAGCAGACGGGUCAGGUGGAGGAGUGCUUGAAGAGCAACCUGCUGAAGAUCAAACAUGACGGCUGCAAAAAGGAGGUGUUGAACAUCCUGAAGGAGAGUAAGGCCGACAUCUUUGUGGACCCCGUGCUGCACACGGCCUGCGCUCUGGACAUCAAACACCAGUGCGCCUCCAUUCCGCCAGGCAGAGGGCGCCAGAUGUCGUGUCUAAUGGAGGCUCUGCAGGAUAAGCGAGUGCGUCUGCAGCCGGAGUGUAAGAAGAGACUGCAGGAUCGCAUCGAUAUGUGGAGCUAUGCCGCCAAGGCGGCUCCGGCGGAGGGCUUUGCUGACCUGGCGGGCGAGGUGUUAACCUCUCCGGCCAAGAACUACCUCCUGUCCAUGCUGGGCAUGGCCGUCACCCUGCUCUUCCUCAUGGGGCUGCUGUGUGGCCGCAUCACCAAGCGCAUCACCCAGCAGCUCAAGGACAGGUAGAGGGCAGCCCAGUCCUGAGCACUGCCCCCCACGCCCCAGCACCCACCCCCCCCCCCGCCCUUCCUGUCCCUUGCCUCCACCCCUCCCCUCCUGUCCUCCCCCUGCCCUCUCCUCACACCCUCAGCUGGCCCAUCCAUGCCCUGGACCCCCCCCCCCCCCCAUCCCAGGCUCCGGUGGGUGUCUGGAGGAGGGGAGGGCCAGGGGAGGAGGCAGAGACUGCUGUACUGGUGUGAUGUGUGCCGUGUGACUAGGGGACUGUACUGGACCCAGAGGACGCCUGCCCCCUGCUCCCCACCCGGCACCACCUGGAUCUGCCACACCGAGGAGGAGGGACACACCUGCCCCACCACCCCCUCCGAAUGAACAGACUUUCCACUUCUCCCUCCCCGCCUCUGUCACUCUUUCUCUUUUCUUCUGUCUUAAUGUUCGUCUUUCUCCAUCUCUGUGUUUUUAUGUGUUAAGGAAGUGAUUAUUUAUUUCCAUAAACAGUCAUGACUCUACAACACACUGCAGACAUGCUACAGAAAUACUCUUUCACCACAGAUGCACCCUAAUACACUCCAAACUCACUCCAGCACACUACUAAUGUACUCCUACACUGCAGAUCCACUACACUGCACUACUGAUCCAAGACUGAUACUCAGCCACUCUACAGUACCUGCCCUUUAUGUUAUUUAUGGAUCUUAUGCUUCCUGUCCACCGGCUUCCUCACCUGUACUGGCUUUUUCUCGCUGCUUUCCCUUUUUUUAUUUUAUUGAUUAUUUGGGUUUUUAUAAGUUGUUUAGAUUUUAUGAUUUUGGGAUAUGCAACUUCAGAAGAAAUCAUGCUGUUUGUUGUUUUGGAAAGGCUGCAGUUUAGCAGCAUGGCUGUGUGUGCCUGUGUGUGUGUGCGCGUGAGGAAUGGCUUGGUUUGUUUGCCUAAAUGACCUUUCCAUUAAUUGUGUGCGUGUUUGAGUGGUGUUAGAGGUAACUGUGGUGGUCGUUGGCUCGUCUCAUGAGUGUUAAUCUCAUUAGUUGCCCUGAAACUGCUGGCUGAGGAGUGUUGGUGUUGUCUCUUCGCCGCCUGUGAGCCGUAAGCAGCCACUGGAGUCCCUGCAGUUUCCCACUAGAGGGGUACCUGGGGCAAUCCCCACCGCGUGUCACUUCCUGUCACAGUGACCACAACAACUAGAACCUUACCAGAAUAUCUACAAAUGGUGAUGAUAAUGUAUUGAUUUAUAUUUGAUGUUUCGUUUGUUUGUUUUUAAGUCAGCAAAGUCUCAGAUCCGCACAUGCAGUGGUUUGUGUGUGUGCUCUAAGAAUAAUAUAUACAACUGUUACAGUAUUGUUAAUAAUGAUAGUUAUAAACAUCUUCCAAAGCGGUUAGAUGUGUUGAGACAUUGAUGCACUCAGGCCUGUUGUAUAAGGCACUGGAGUUACGUAACCUUCCGUGGUCCAGUGCAGGAUUGGUACGAGUUUUAGGCACUGGCCAGGUGAAGUUAACAGGGUACCAUGGGCAGCUUCUGGAUUUAUCCCACAUCAUGGCUACGUGUGUUUUGACCUGUUGCCAUAGUUUCAUAAGAUAUGCAUACGGCCGCUCACCUAGACCUCCUAGAACCUUUUAGAUGGCCGUUGCGUGGUUGCCAUGGUUACUUGAUCGUGAACAGAGACCACCCUCAGCCCAUGUUCCUGUGUCUCGAUUAUUGGCUUGUUAUGGUGCUCUGGAUGGUCUUCUGCUGACCAGAGCUGCACUGUGCAUGGGUGUCACGUUAGUAUUGAAGACAUCAACUCAUUGCACAAAACUGAAGUGAAUUCUCCUCCUUUUCCUAGUAUUUAACUGCACAAUUCAUCCUCCUUAUUUGGUAGGGGUUAGUCCUAGCCUUAUUUAUUCUGAAUAGAAUGGCUGGUUUGAGAUUCUAAGCUGAUUUCUUUUUUUGGGGGGGGGGGGGAUUGAUUCAUUGAGAUUGUUGAGAUUAUUCAUUGAUGAAUUAAGUUUGGGUUGACAUUGAAUUGCUUUGGGGUUGAGAUGUUCUGGACUGAUUUUGAAUGUUGCCGUGAUGCCCUCUGGAUAUACCAGCUGACUGCUUAGGCUCUGCUCUUAGUCAGCAGUGCGAGGUUGAGUUGUGGAGACUGUGGCCAGUGUGCUGAGGGACAGAAAACCAUGAAGGCAGCAAAUAAGGAUUAAGCUAUGGCCUCUCAAUUUCAAGCUCCGUGUUCAUAAUGCACAGCUUAUUGGACUGUACUGUGGUUUGUGCAUAGCCUUCGCAACACAGAGACCAUUCUCUCUGAUCUGCCUCAACUCAUAGGCUACCGUAGCGGGGCUUUCUCAUAGAUCAUAGGCCUGUCUCCCAGACCAUCUGCUUACCUGUGGUCCAGGACGUCUCAUUUCAACCCUGGUUAUGACCCACUCCCCAUCUCCCCCGUCUGUGUGUGUGCCUGCUGUAUUCCCCUCCAACGCCUUGAUUUCCCCUCGCACCACUCCAGCCCGCCCCGUUGCCACUGUCCCAGGGUCCUAUUCGCUGUUGUGGUAUGUUGACCAUUACUGCAACCAAUCAGCUGUCUUCUCUGAGUGCCCUGUUCCUACCCCGCACACUUGUGCUGAAUUGGCCUUGUCAUUUGUCUGGAACAUGUACUUUUACUGUACAGAGCAUAAAGUGGACCUUGCAAAUUUAUAUUUCAGACUUUUAAAUGUGCUUUCUGACUCCUGCUUGACGUCACGAGAGGGAGGGAAGCCUUUGUAAAUAGCUGUAAACAUUUGCAUCAGGAGAAAUAAAUGAGUAAAAACCUAUUAAAGCGCCCCAAACAUCCAGGUGUUGUGGCAAUUCAAGGAUCCUCCUUACUGUGAAGAAUGUGUUGAUUCAUGCUCAGCAUUUGACGUUGUGGGGAUAUCUGUUUUAAACUCGGUACUUAAAAGAGCGAGCAAAAGGUCGACUUGGCCUAUCGGCACCUCAAAUCUUGUGCAUGAAUGAAUCGUUCCUUCGCCAACCCAAAGGUUUCGGACCUUGCUCUGUUUAACGCUCUGGCUUUUGAUGGUGUUUGUGCGUUUUUCUAUGCAUUUGUUAUCAACGUUAUCUGAAACCUCUCACUCCCCCCCCCCCUCCCAUGGGCCUCAGUGCCUUGUGAAUGCCCCGGAGGAGUGAGGGGGGGGGGGGGGCCUAACUCCCAGCCCCCGUCUGCUUCAGCCCUCAGCUGAUGUCAGCUACUCGAGCUACACACCGGACAAACAGGUACAUUACUCACACUGUACAAAAAACAUGGUCAACUGGAAGUUUUCCGAUCCUAAUUUUUCUUGGUCAUUUUCUGGACAAAAUGGCUGUCUCACUCGCUUACAUGUACUGUUGCAGGUGUGGAAAAGGCUUUUUUUUUUAACCGUCUGUGUACGUACAAAGUGAGAGUUCCUUGAAGUCCAGCUGAAAUAUAAAAUGACUUUACUGAUCAAGUGGUAAAUGGUUCUAAAACAUUUGUUUUUGUAUUUUUACCUUUUUUUCUCUCAAAGAUGAUGAUGCCAUGUAUUAUUGAGAUGUAACAGAAUAACAUUGUGCAUUUCUUUGUUCUUGUAUUUUCUUUCUGUACAGGUCAAAUUGAAAAGUUGUUAAUAAAAUCAGUCUACUGCUUUUUA
Alosa sapidissima (American shad) is the source of this 7112-nucleotide messenger RNA. It is a transcript of the gene glg1a, whose product is annotated as golgi glycoprotein 1a. Gene Ontology annotation, molecular function: fibroblast growth factor binding. The coding region runs from base 99 to 3515 and encodes 1138 amino acids. The record is from RefSeq and is a predicted model, not a curated record. The transcript is spliced from 26 exons. Gene Ontology annotation, cellular component: Golgi membrane. Lineage: Eukaryota; Metazoa; Chordata; Actinopteri; Clupeiformes; Clupeidae.